AUGUUGAAAGAGAUCUGCUCUGCCCUUCUGUCUGCAGACGUCAAUGUCCGACUAGUUCAGAGCCUGCGAAAGUCCAUCAAAUCGAGCGUUAACUUUGCGUCACUUCCCUCAGCAGUCAACAAAAAGCGCUUGAUUCAGAAGGCCGUCUUCGAUGAGCUGGUUGCCCUUGUCAAUCCUCAUGCGGAACCGUUUAAGCCAAAGAAAGGACGAGUCAAUGUGAUUAUGUUCGUGGGGUUACAGGGCGCGGGCAAGACGACAACAUGUACGAAAUUGGCGAGACAUUAUCAGAUGCGCGGUUUCAAGACGGCUCUCGUCUGCGCCGACACAUUCCGUGCCGGUGCGUUUGAUCAGUUGAAGCAAAAUGCCAUCAAAGCAAAGAUCCCGUACUACGGCAGUCUCACGCAGACGGAUCCUGUCGUUGUGGCGGCGGAGGGUGUUGCGCAAUUCAAGAAGGAACGGUUCGAUGUUAUCAUUGUGGAUACGAGUGGUCGACACAAGCAGGAAGAAGACCUCUUCGAAGAAAUGACGCAGAUUCAAAAUGCAGUAUCCCCCGAUCAGACUAUUCUAGUUCUCGAUAGCACCAUCGGUCAGGCCGCCGAGGCACAAUCGUCAGCCUUCAAAGCCACCGCAGAUUUCGGUGCUAUUAUCAUUACCAAGACUGACGGCCAUGCUGCUGGCGGUGGUGCCAUCUCUGCUGUUGCUGCUACACAUACUCCUAUCAUCUUCCUGGGUACCGGCGAGCACAUGAUGGACCUAGAGCGAUUUGAGCCCAAGGCAUUCGUGCAGAAACUGCUUGGAAUGGGAGACAUGGCCGGAUUGGUUGAGCAUGUGCAGGCUAUGACUAAAGACUCAGCAGGCGCCAAGGAGACUUAUAAACACAUUUCAGCUGGUAUCUACACUUUACGCGACUUCCGGGAGAACAUCACGUCGAUCAUGAAAAUGGGUCCAUUGUCCAAAAUCUCAGGCAUGAUUCCCGGCUUGUCAAACAUCACCGCUGGAUUGGAUGAUGAAGACGGAUCUAUGAAACUACGACGCAUGAUCUACCUCUUUGAUAGCAUGACUACAGCCGAGCUUGACAGCGACGGCAAGAUCUUCGUCGAACAGCCGAGUCGUAUCGUUCGCCUUGCCUGUGGUAGUGGCACCACGGUCCGUGAAGUCGAAGACCUCCUAUCACAACAUCGCAUGAUGGCCGGUAUGGCCAAAAGGGUCGGUGGACAGCGUAAGCAAAUGCAACGUGCCCAGAAUAUGCUCAAGGGCGGGAAUAAGGAACAGCAAAUGGCUGCUAUGCAGAAACGGAUGCAGUCAAUGGGUGGUGCCGGUGGUAUGGGAGGUAUGCCUGGUAUGGGCGAUAUGGCCAAGAUGAUGCAAAUGCUACAGGGACAGGGAGGUGGCGGUGGGAUGCCGAAUUUUGGCGGCAUGGAUUUGCAAAGUAUGAUGAGCCAGAUGAGUGGACUUAUGGGUGGCGGUGGUGGUGGAGGAGGAGGAGGAGGCAGAGGAAGGGGACGAUGA
Molecule: messenger RNA, 1509 nt
Organism: Talaromyces atroroseus
Lineage: Eukaryota; Fungi; Ascomycota; Eurotiomycetes; Eurotiales; Trichocomaceae
Product: Signal recognition particle protein-like protein
Exons: 1
Coding region: 1-1509 (502 amino acids)
Biological process (GO): SRP-dependent cotranslational protein targeting to membrane, translocation; SRP-dependent cotranslational protein targeting to membrane
Cellular component (GO): signal recognition particle, endoplasmic reticulum targeting; cytosol
Molecular function (GO): GTP binding; 7S RNA binding; endoplasmic reticulum signal sequence receptor activity
Source: RefSeq, a predicted model, not a curated record